CCUAGUGAUGAAGUGAUUCAUAGUAGUUACUGAGUUUAGAGGAAGAUAACUGUUAAUCUACAAUGGGCUUAGAGAAUUAUAAAGAACUUGUGGCAUCAUGUGCCUCAAUUUGUACAAUGGGUCAAAUGUUAUCUGGAACAUUGAUAUGUAAGGAUAUUUAUAAAAAAGGCUCAUCCGAAGGUUUUGAUUCCAUGCCUUUUUUGGGUGGUAUAGGAAUGUGUAUUUUAAUGCUUCAAUAUGCAUGGAUUUUGAAAGAUAUUGCAAUGAUUAAUGUUAAUGUUUUUGGAUUACUCACAAAUAUGGCAUACAUGGCUGUAUUCUAUUAUUACUCACCACACACGAAACAUAUACUUGCUUUGAUAGGCAAGGCAACAACUUUUGUCAUGGUCUUUCUUGCAUAUGCACAAGUGGAAAGUCCCGAGAAGAUCGAAUUUAGAUUCGGUUUGAUUGUGACAGUGUUAUUGUUGCUCUUAGUAGCAUUUCCUCUCGUACAUCUUAGAAAAAUUAUAGAAACAAAAAAUACGGAUAUUCUUCCAUUUCCGAUCAUAUUUAUGGGUACUAUUGUCACAUUUUUAUGGUUAUUAUAUGGUCUCAUAAUUAAUAACGUUUUUAUUAUCUUUCAGAAUUCGGUAGCUUUUGUUUUAUCUUUGGCACAAAUGUCGUUAUUCGUAAUAUACCCAUCGAAAUCGAAAAACAAAGAAUCCACACAAAAGAAAACGGAAUAAGAAAAGUGAAGUGAAAUUAUGUAAAUAUUAAAAGCGUGUAGAUUUCAACAAAAAUUUUAUCUUCAGCUAUUAAAAUUUAUCUACACGUAUACUGAUUAAAAUAAGUUUUAACAAUUCCAAUAGUUUUAUUAUAUAAUAUACAUCACAUUAUUAGCCACGACUGUGCCUACUAUUGUGCCUAGACAAUUUAAAAAAAAUAAAUAAGAUUUUUUUAAAUUAAA
This is a messenger RNA of Apis laboriosa (Himalayan honeybee), 946 nucleotides long. RefSeq names its product sugar transporter SWEET1. Gene Ontology annotation, biological process: carbohydrate transport. The transcript has 6 exons. Gene Ontology annotation, cellular component: membrane. The coding region runs from base 63 to 725 and encodes 220 amino acids. The record is from RefSeq and is a predicted model, not a curated record. Gene Ontology annotation, molecular function: sugar transmembrane transporter activity. NCBI's taxonomy places the organism in Eukaryota, Metazoa, Arthropoda, Insecta, Hymenoptera, Apidae.